AACCAAACCAAAACAAUGGAGCUCUCCCUCUCCGCGCGCCUCGCCCUCCCGCUCUCGCCGGCGGCGGGGACGGCGCGGCCGCGGCGGCCGGCCGCCUUCGCCUGCCGCUGCUGCUCCGGCGGCGCCUCCCACGACGGGACCACCCGGCGGCGAUGGCUCGCCUCCCUCCUCGCCGCCACCGCUGCAGCUGUGGGGAUUGGCGUGGCUGGGGGAGACGCCGAUGCGGUGUCUACCAGCCGGAGAGCGCUCAGGAGCGCCAAGAUUCCGGAGAGCGAGUUCACCACCCUGCCCAAUGGCCUUAAGUAUUACGACAUCACGGUGGGAUCUGGGCUCAAGGCUGUUAAGGGAUCCCGUGUCGCAGUACAUUAUGUGGCCAAGUGGAAGGGCAUAACAUUCAUGACAAGCAGGCAGGGUCUCGGUGUUGGUGGCGGAACGCCAUAUGGGUUUGAUAUUGGCAAUUCUGAAAGAGGCAAUGUUCUAAAGGGAUUGGAUCUUGGGGUUGAGGGAAUGAAGGUUGGAGGCCAGAGGUUGAUCAUAGUUCCUCCUGAGCUGGCUUAUGGGAAGAAGGGCGUUCAGGAAAUUCCUCCAAAUGCAACUAUUGAGCUGGACGUUGAACUACUAUCAGUUAAACAGAAUUCAUAUGGGACUCCUGUGAAGAUCAUUGAAGGAUAGAUGUGCAUAGACUUCUGCAGUAAGUAGUAUAUAACAUACGUGAUUUGGACAUGCCGUUUCAACAGCUGGAGAAAUAAAGGGCUAGAUGUAUCUAAAUUCAUUGGUGGCGCUGCAUAGAUAAGUGCAUGAUCAUGUAAGGAUUUGAACUGAGUUGAAAUAUAGACUUGCCAGAUUCUCUCUUGAAUA
This is a messenger RNA of Oryza sativa Japonica Group (Japanese rice), 858 nucleotides long. RefSeq names its product peptidyl-prolyl cis-trans isomerase FKBP16-4, chloroplastic. NCBI's taxonomy places the organism in Eukaryota, Viridiplantae, Streptophyta, Magnoliopsida, Poales, Poaceae. The record is from RefSeq and is a predicted model, not a curated record. Gene Ontology annotation, cellular component: chloroplast thylakoid lumen. Gene Ontology annotation, molecular function: peptidyl-prolyl cis-trans isomerase activity.